Messenger RNA from Megalops cyprinoides (Indo-Pacific tarpon), 2145 nucleotides. RefSeq names its product CXXC-type zinc finger protein 5-like. The record is from RefSeq and is a predicted model, not a curated record. Gene Ontology annotation, molecular function: methyl-CpG binding; zinc ion binding. Gene Ontology annotation, cellular component: nucleus. Bases 317 to 1159 code for a protein of 280 amino acids. Lineage: Eukaryota; Metazoa; Chordata; Actinopteri; Elopiformes; Megalopidae. The transcript has 4 exons.
CUAUGAAAUGUGUUUGCAUGUUCUUCUCCGCGAGCAGGGAUGUAGAGGUGGGAUAGCAAGAAUCGAAAGGUUGGAGCCCACACGCUCGCCUCCGAGAAACAGGCACGGACACGGACCGCUUGGACAGUGGGUUCCCUCCCCUCCGCUCCGAUCUGCUUUGCUUUCAGUUCCCCAGCGGAAAGAUGCGGACGAGGGCGGAGCUUUAGAGCGCCGGUCGAGGGCUGCGGGGGCUUCCAUUGGCUGAUUCUUCAUAGGAGGAGGAGUCGCUCUCACCCGGCCCGUGAACGGACUUCCGCGCGCGUGUGCGCCCCGGAUCAUGUCUGGCGGGCGUCCGGAGGGAGGCCAAGCCGCGGAGGCCCUGGACGGGAGCGGCUGCGCGGACGACGGCCGCCCGCCCGCCACAGAGCGGCGCAACCGCAGCGGCAUCAUCAGCGAGCCGCUCAGCAAGAGCCUGAAGAAGUCGCGGGCGCUGCAGCAAUACACCGCCAGCUGCUCCGCCACCGCCAACGGACCCUCGCAGAACGGCGUCGGGGCCGCGGAGAGCAAGGGCGACUCCGCCCCGACGCCGCACCGGCAGGCGGCAGCAGCGGCGGCGGCGGCAGCGGCGGCGGCAGCAGCAGCAGCAGCAGCGGCUCUCGCCCGGCAGGAGCGGGCCUCUGAGCCGGGCCCCGAGGGACAGAACGGGCUCCACUUCGCCCAGGCGGCCGAGCUGCUGAAGCGGGCGGGCAUGCUGCUGCCGGGCGACCAGGGGGUGGCGGCGGGCGACCUGGAGGGCGUGUCGGCCGCCGACCCCGUCGGCAGCCCCGCGGACUUCCCCUACCUGGGGGGCUUCCCCUUCAACCCGGGCCUGUUCAUCAUGACGCCGGCCGGGGUGUUCCUGGCCGACAGCGCCCUGCACAUGGCUGGCCUGGCGGAGUACCCCAUGCAGAAUGAGCUGGCCUCCGCCAUCAGCUCCGGCAAGAAGAAGCGGAAACGUUGCGGCAUGUGCCCGCCCUGCCGCCGGCGCAUAAACUGCGAGCAGUGCAGCAGCUGCCGAAACCGCAAAACCGGACACCAGAUCUGUAAAUUCCGCAAGUGCGAGGAGCUUAAAAAGAAGCCGUCCGCGGCUCUCGAGAAGGUGAUGUUGCCGGCAGGAGCCGCCUUCCGAUGGUUCCAGUAGGACUCCGCCCCCGUUCCCCCCCUCCCAAAGUUCUGUCAUCAAAGUGCAAUGCCCCCGCUGGCUUGGAUUAUCUCUGGCACGGAUUUUCCAGCUGUAACAAAACAAAACAAAACAAAACAAAAAAAUAUACAUGGCAAAUAAUAAUGGAUGCACCUACUUUUUUCCUGAACCAAAAAUAAACAUUGCGAAGUCUAUGGCAACUCUCAUUCCUUUUUUCUAUGUUCCAUUUUGGUACCUUUCGUCCUUUUUUCAAAGGCCUUUGGUCACUUUCACACGGAACUGUUCAAUUGCCAAACAGCAAAGUCAGACUGAGAGUGGACAAUCAACAGAUCUCUGUGUUUGGUGUUUAUGUUGUUCAUGUGUGGAAAGAUAAAGUACUUGUGUAGAGAAUGUAAAUUUUACGGCUAUAUUUUAAAAUCUAGUGACUAAUGACAAGCACUAUUGUAAUUUAGCACCAUUGUUCUUACUUACCACCUCCUGUAUUUUGAUUGGUUCAUUUUUUUAUUUUUGUUUUAUUUUUUGGUUGUUUUUUUGUUUUGUCAUAAAUCUAUAGUUUUGCAAUUGCUCAAUGUUUGUUAUUAAAAUAUGAAAAAAAGAAAAAAAAACAACUUUUAAGAUGUAGCAUCCCAUUUUCUGAAUGAAAGCUUUUUUUUUUUGUUGUUGUUGUUGGAGGGCACUACAGUGCCUCGCCCCUUCCUCACGUCCCCUUUGAAUGACAUCAUUCACCAGAGCCAGAGCUGGAAGCUCCUAACAAAUUGUUUCCUUCUCAGCUGUUUUUUUUCUGCAUUUUUAUGUUUGAAACGGGCAGCCCAGUGCUCCUGAUUCCCUGGAGUGAGCUUUGGUUCAGGUGGGGGUCGGUUUAGGCCCAGAGGACAAGGUACCGGUCCAAUCCAAGCUAUAGCACUGACAGAAAUUCAUUUUUCAUGAUGCUACCAGAUCUACAUCUUUAAAAAAAAAAACCACAGUGAUGUUUGUAUUCAUUUAGA